Molecule: messenger RNA, 4504 nt
Organism: Poeciliopsis prolifica (blackstripe livebearer)
Lineage: Eukaryota; Metazoa; Chordata; Actinopteri; Cyprinodontiformes; Poeciliidae
Product: NACHT, LRR and PYD domains-containing protein 3-like
Molecular function (GO): protein binding
Source: RefSeq, a predicted model, not a curated record
GUCCGUCAGUGUCACUUGUUGAAACAGAAAACUAGUUAUAGAUUUAGAUAUUGUGCACGGAGAAGAAUAAAUUCACACCGCAGUAAGAGGGGACUGAAAGGUUGUUUGUGUGAGUGUUUGGUAUUCUGCCAUGAAUCUCCUCCAGCAGGACGUUUUACCACUUGGAGAGGAUGAAAGGGCAAGGAAAGUUCAAAGGCCAGUUGUCCAGCAGCACAUUGAAGACACUGCUAAACCUGAAAUUACUGGGCCGGUUCCAGUUCCUGACCCAAGCUGUGUGUCCAUGAAAAGUGACUGGUCCAAGCAGUCUCCUCCCUAUUUCAGUGCAUCUGUUGAUGAGAGAAUCAAGGCCAAGUCACAUUUUUCAGUUGGUAGUUGUUCUUCGUCCUGGACCAACAGGUCAAAGGAAGACAUCAUUAAUUUUAAAGAACUUCCACCUGCUGAUCAAAUAAGUCAUCAAAGAAGAUACUUACUUUCCUUUCAACCAAAUGACAGUGACUGCCAUCUAAAGGAACGUGAACCUUCUACAAAGAAGAGGAAACUGGACUGUUCAGACUGCACUGAACCUGAUCUCGAACCUGGAUUCGAAAAUAGUGAUUCACGCUCUGGAGAUGGACUCCAUGAUGCAAAUCACAGAUUUGAAAAUGAGAGCAUGAAGUUUACCAGUCACCAAUCAACCCAGCAGCACCUCAACUCCAUAUUUAUGGCUUUGGAGGAAAACAUUGUUGCUUUUGUCAGGAAUGAAUUGAAUCACAUUUUUAAGGCUGUGGCUUCUGGUUGCCCAGAAGACGGUCAAAGCAAUGUGAAGGAUGUGUCGAAGGGUGAGGAUGAAGAGCAGAAGAGGAGCAGCAGAGAGGCAGUUCUGAAACUUGCCAUGAACUUCCUGAAGACCAUGAAGCAGGAAAAGCUGGCUCACCUUCUACAAUGUGGGACUAGUGCUGCAGUUGGUCAACGUAAGCUUAAAUCUAAGCUGAAAAAGAACUUCCAGUGUGUGUUUGAAGGGAUUGCUAGACAAGGAAACCAAACCUGUCUGAAUCAGAUUUACACAGAGCUCUAUGUCACAGCGGGCGGGAGAGCAUCAGUCAGCGAUCAACAUGAGUUCAUGCAGAUUGAAACCGCCAGCAGGAACUCAGACAGAGGAGAAACCAAAAUCACACACAAACAAAUAUUUGAGAGUUUUCCUGAAAAACUUCGACCAAUCAGAGCAGUGAUGACAAAGGGAGUGGCUGGCAUUGGCAAGACAGUCCUGACACAGAAGUUCACUCUGGACUGGGCUGAAGGCAGAACCAACCAGGACGUCCACUUUGUGUUUCCAUUCAUGUUCAGAGAACUGAAUGUGCUGAAAGAGAAGAAGUUCAGUUUGAUGGGACUUGUUCAUCACUUCUUUACUGAAACCAAAGAAAUCUGGGACUUUGAAAAGUUCCAGGUUGUUUUCAUCUUUGAUGGCUUGGAUGAAUGUCGACUUCCUUUAGACUUUGACAACAACGAGAUCCUGACGGACGUGACGGAGUCUGUGUCUGUGGAUGUGCUGUUGACGAAUCUCAUUAGAGGGUACUUGCUUCCUUCUGCUCGCCUCUGGAUAACCACGCGUCCUGCAGCAGCCAAUCAGAUUCCUCUUGAGUGUAUUGACCUGGUGACAGAAGUCAGAGGGUUUGCCGAUCCGCAAAAGGAGCAUUAUUUCAAGAAGAAAAUCAGGGAUGAGGAGCAGGCCAGGAGGAUCAUCUCCCACAUCAAAACAACGAGAUCUCUCCACAUGAUGUGUCACAUCCCCGUUUUCUGCUGGAUCACAGCCACAGUUCUGGAGGAUGUGUUUAAAACCAGUGAGGGAGAAAAGCUGCCAAAAACGACUGAGAUGUACAUCCACUUCCUUGUAGUUCAGACCAAAGUAAAGAGCUUGAAGUACGACGGAGAAGAUAACCACUGGAGUCCAGAGAACAGAAAGAUGAUCAAAUCUUUGGGAAAACUGGCAUUUGAGCAGCUACAGAAAGGAAACUUAAUCUUUAAUAAAUCAGAUCUGGAAGAAUGUGGCGUUGACGUUCGAGCAGUCUCCAUUUCUUCAGGAGUGUUCACUCAGAUCUUCAAAGAGGAGAAAGAAGGCCUGUACCAAAACAAGGUGUUCACUUUUGUGCAUCUCAGUGUCCAGGAGUUUCUAGCUGCUCUUUAUGUCCAUUUGAUGUUCCUUGACUCUGACGUCAAUCUUCUGGAAGACGAGAACUCAUCUGAGUUUGAAGAUUUCUACCAGACUGCUGUGAAUAUGACACUCAAAAGUCCCAAUGGACAUCUUGACUUGUUUCUCCGCUUCCUCCUGGGCCUUUCACUGCAGAGCAAUCAGACUCUGCUGCAAGGCCUCCAGAGAAAGUCGAGCGUCGGCACACAGGCGGAUAUUAGCCCAAUUAUUAUUAAUGAUACAAGUCAAUACAUCAAAAAGAAGCUAAAUGAAGGUCUUUCUGUAGACAAGAGCAUCAAUUUGCUUUACUGUCUGAAUGAACUAAAUGAUCAUUCCUUAGUAGAAAAGAUUCAAGAGUCUUUGGCCUUGGAGAAACUUUCCACAGACGAGAUGUCACUGGCAGACUGGUCAGCACUCGCGUUCCUUUUGCUGUCCUCAGAAAAAGACCUGGAUGUGUUUGAGCUGAAGAAAUACUCUGCCUCAGAAGAGGCUUUCUUGAGGCUGCUUCCUGUAGUAAAAACAGCAAACAAAGCUCUGCUGAGUGGUUGUAACCUGUCAGAAGGAAGCUUUGAGUCGUUGUCCUUGGUGCUCGGCUCCCACUCAUCUGCCCUGACAGAGCUGGACUUGAGUAUCAACGACCUCAAGGAUUCAGGAGUAAAUCAGCUGUCAGCUGGUCUCAAGAGUCCUUAUUGCAAACUGGAAGUACUCAGGGCUGGUUUUAUGUUGAGUCUCUGUAACCUCAACGAGAGGAGCUGUGAGAUGCUUUCCUUUGUGCUCAGCUCCAAAUCCUCUAUUCUGAAAGAAAUGGACCUGAGCAACAAUGACUUGGAGGACGUGGGGGUGAAGCUGCUCUCUUCUGGACUGGAGAGUCCUCACUGCAAGCUCCAAAACCUCAGACUGUCUGGGUGUUUGGUCACAGAGGAGGGAUGCAGGUCUCUGUUCUCAGCGUUGAGCUCCAACCCGACCCAUCUGACCGAACUGGACCUGAGCUACAACCAUCCGGGAGAAGCAACAGUGAAACUUUUCUCUGCAAAGCUGCAAGAUCAAAACUGGAAACUGGAUGUUUUAAGGAUAGAGCCUUUUGGAGAACAAUGGCUGAGACCUGGCCUGAGAAAAUAUUACUUUAAGCCCACAUUUGACCCAAACACUGUUAACAGACAGAUAAAACUGUCUGAAGACGACAGUAGGGCCAUACAUGUGAGAGAGGACCGGUCCUAUCCUGACCACCCAGAGAGAUUUCAGGACUGUCCUCAGCUGCUGUGCAGUGAGGAUCUGACUGGUCGCCAUUACUGGGAGGUGGAAUGGAGCGGAUGGGUGGAUGUUUCAGUGAGUUACAGAGGAAUAAGCAGGAGAGUGGAGAGAACAGACUGCAGGUUUGGUGGGAAUGAGAAGUCCUGGAGUCUGAGCUGUUCAGAUGGGGGUGGGUACUAUGUUUACCACCAGAAAAGAAGAUCAUUUAUCUCACACUUAUCCGCUGCGCCUAAGAAGGUAGUGGUGUAUGUAGAUUACUCAGCUGGAAGUGUGUCGUUCUUCAGAGUCUGUGAUGAUGCUCUGAUUCACCUCUACACCUUCAACACCACCUUCACUGAACCUCUGCGUCCAGGGGUCGGCUUUAGAUUCAGGCUCAGGUCCAAAUUUGAUUCCUUUGCAUCGUUAUGCUCCCUGUGAUCUAUCACCUGAAGAACAUCUCCAGGAUUUGAGGACUAAUGUCUCAGCCAGAGCUAGAGAAACUCAUCCAUGUAUUUAUCUUCAGUUGCAUUGAUUACUGUAACAGCAUCUUCACAAAUCUGUCCAACAAAUCAAUCAAACAGCUGCAGCUGAUCCAGAAGCUGCUGCUUGUGUUCUUACUAAAACCAGGAAGAUAGAGACAUAACAGCAGUCUUAAAAUCCCUCCACUGGCUCCCUGUAGCUCAAAGAAUAGAUUUUAAAAUACUGUUAGUUUACGAACGGUUUAGCACCACGAUGCAUUAAAGAUCUGCUGUUGUUGUAUCAACCUUCCAGAACCAUCAGGUCUUCUGGUUCUGGUCUGAUCUGCAUCCCCAGAACCAGAACCAAACAAGUAGAAGCUGCUUUCAGCAUCUAUGGACCAAACAUUUUGAAUAAACUUCCAGAAAACUGUAAAACAGCUGAAACUUCCUUUAAAUCUUGUCUAAAAACGCACCUGUUUAGAAUUGUAUUUGAAAUGUAAUCAAUUAAAGAUGUAAUGAUGGAACUUAACUUAAUGUAUUGUUUAUUCUAUGUUGCAUGACUUUGUGUUUUUGUGUUUAUGAUGUAAAGCAUUUCGAAAUGCCUUGCUGCUGAAAUGUGCUGCACAAAUAAAAUUUGAUUGAUUGAUUGUGA